AUGGAAAGGUCUCAGCGCAAAAUCGUUCAACAGCAAACUAUUGAAGCCUUCAAUAAAUUGAAGUACGUUCACCCACGUACUAAUAAAGAAAUCAAACUCAAUAAGGAACUUAUCGAAAAAGAAAUUUCCCAAGCGGAGUUUUAUAAAAAUGGUUCAAUCUUAGUUAGAGAAAAGGUUCCUGAAAUGCAAGAAGAACCGGUUAUAAAAGUGGUGGAAGGUGAUUGUCUAAUAAGGGCUUUGGAAUUGACGAGGGAAGGUUUUAAUCCUUUGGUGUUAAACAUGGCUAGUGCAACAAAUGCUGGUGGUGGUUACAAAAAUGGUGCGGGAGCCCAGGAAGAAAAUCUUUUUCGCCGUACAAAUCUUUAUCAAUACCAUGAACGUAACAAAAAGGAUUGGUACCCUAUACCAUUAUUAGGAGGGGUAUACUGCCCUAAUGCAACCGUUAUUAGAUCUAGCGAGCAAGAAAAAUAUGAAUUUUUGGAAGUUCCUAAGGUCAUUUCUUUUGUGGCAGUAGCAGCAAUGCGUCGCCCAAAAAUCAUCAAAGAUCAAUCUGGAGAAUUUACUUUAAGCCCUGAAGCAAAAACAAUAACUCGACAUAAAAUUCGAUCGAUCCUUAACAUAGGAUUAAUUCAUGGCCAUGAUGCAAUAGUUCUCAGCGCAUUUGGAUGUGGGGCUUAUGGUAACCCUCCAUCUACUAUGGCACAGUUAUUUUAUGAAAUCAUUUCAACCGAAUACGCUGGCGGUGGAGAGAAUUUGCCUAAGACUUACCGUCAUAUAUCUUUUGCCAUAUUUGAUGAUAAUAACGCGAGUAAAACGCAUAAUCCGGAAGGCAAUCUUUUACCUUUUCAAAAACGGUUUGCUAACGGCGUAGAGUACAAACAAAUUAAUAAUGUUGCUACCACAAUUUAUUCUACUUCGAACGCCUUACAAGAUAAUGAAUCAUCAGCACAUAAAAAUGAGGUUUACAGAAAUAAAACGAGUAAUAAUGAUCAAAGGAAACAAAAUCAAUAUCAACAUUAUGAAAGGAGAGGAGGAAAUUCACAAUUUCAUUCUUCAAAUAAUAGUCGACAAAUGACCUUGACCUCUUUUUAUCCAACACAAGAUCAAUUAUGCCAAUUGACAAAGAUGGGAUAUUCGGAGCCAAAUGUCAAACGCGCUUUCAAUAUGAAUAAAGGAAAUAUGGAAGGGGCUGUAGCAUGGUUGAAGUCAAAUGCUGAGCCUAAUGAACUUGAUGAAUUUGGUGAAACUAUAUAUCCUGAUCAUGAUGAUUAA
This is a messenger RNA of Funneliformis caledonium, 1272 nucleotides long. The record is from the annotation of a GenBank genome assembly. Lineage: Eukaryota; Fungi; Glomeromycota; Glomeromycetes; Glomerales; Glomeraceae.